AUGAGUCUCACUGCAGACUCUGAACCCUAAGGACCCUGCGCGUGACGUCACCGUCACCUGACCGCCCGUGAUCUCCGCAAGCUCCGUGUGGAGCGACGGGAAGUCGAGCACCAUGGAUCGCCAUGAAGUAACCGAGUUCGUCCCCACCAACAUCGUGGCGGCAAAGGCAGCAGAGGUUCGCUCAUCCAGCGUCAACUGGCAGUCUUACCUCCAGAGUCAGAUGAUCUCCCAGGAUGACUGCGAGUUCAUCAAGCGAUUCGAGCGGAUGCCCACCGCCCAGCGGCAGCACAUUCUGGAGACGGAGGGCAUACAGACAGCCAAGACGUUCCUGAAUCUGAUGUCGCAAAUCUCGCGUGAGCAAACGGUGCAGCUGCUGCUCACCAUGGUGGACGACAUGCUGCAGGAGGACCAUAGCCGCGUGUCCAUCUUCUUUGACCACGCCAGGCGUAACAAGUCCUCGGCCUGGUCCUACUUCCUCCCCAUGCUCAACCGCCAGGACCAGUUCACCGUUCACCAGGCUGCGCGGAUCAUUGCGAAGCUGGCGGCGUGGGGCAAGGAGCUGAUGGAGGGGAGUGACCUGACCUACUACUUCAACUGGCUCAAGACACAGCUUGGCUCACAGAAAAAUCGCCCAGGUGGACAAGACGGUGGCCACGUCUCACCGACCGAGAACUCGCAGUACCUGCAGUGCUCGGCCGGAUGCCUGCAGCUCAUGCUCAGGGUGAACGAGUAUCGCUUCGCCUGGGUGGAGAUGGACGGUGUCAGCUGUGUAAUGUCGGUCCUGCACACCAAGUGUGGCUUCCAGCUGCAGUACCAGAUGAUCUUCUGUCUCUGGCUGCUCACGUUCAGCCCGCAGAUGUGCGAGAGCAUACGUCGCUAUAACAUGGUCACCACGCUGUCCGACAUUCUGCAGGAGUCAGUCAAGGAGAAGGUCACCCGCAUCAUCCUUGCCACCUUCCGUAAUCUUCUGGAGAAGAGUGUGGAGCGUGAGAGUCGGCAGGAGUACGCUCUUGCCAUGAUCCAGGGAAAGGUGCUGAAGCAGCUGGAGAACCUGGAGCAGCAGAAAUACGACGAUGAGGAUAUCUCGGAAGACAUCCGCUUUCUGCUCGACAAACUCGGAGAGAGCGUGCAGGACCUCAGUUCAUUUGACGAGUACAGCUCGGAGCUGAAGUCUGGCCGGCUGGAGUGGAGCCCCGUGCACAAGUCUGAGAAGUUCUGGCGUGAAAACGCGGCACGACUCAACGAGAAGAACUGCGAGUUGCUCAAGAUUCUGACACGUCUGCUCGAGCGCUCCGAGGAGCCUCAGAUCCUGGCCGUGGCAGCGCACGACGUGGGGGAGUACGUGCGGCACUAUCCCCGUGGAAAACGAAUUAUAGAGCAGCUGGGUGGUAAGACCCUGGUGAUGAACCACAUGCACCACGAGGACCAGCACGUGCGCUACAACGCCCUGCUCGCCGUGCAGAAGCUCAUGGUUCACAACUGGGAAUAUCUCGGAAAGCAGCUCAAGUCCGAGGAGGCGACUGGACAGACCAGAGGCUAAAUGACAGCACAACUGUGCACCUAACACUCCACAAAUCCAGCAGGCAUACUCAUUCACUCAACUGUAGGCGGAUGCACACUCACAAGAACACACAUGCACAUACACACAAGACAGUUUUUUUAAUUUUUGGCCUGGAUAGGCUUGUUGAUAAGCAGUUAUUAAGGUGAGGAUGGCACAUGAAUGAGUAGGUGGUGAAAGCUGGUAAAAUUACCCCCUGGCCGCCUUUGUUUUUCCUAUGCUGAUAUUCAUGACCGCACUGCCAACACACCAGGCACUGUAUAGGAGGGGUUGAUGUGGAGGCCUAGGCUAGGUGGUGAUGGUAACACGGUUUGGCACUGACUGCAGACCAUCAUGUCACUACUGCACAACACACACCCAUAAGGCACAAAUAUGUACAACAUCAAUAAUCAACUCGGACACAAGUACACACACAGGCAGACAUGCAGCCCAUAGAGAAACUCUGACAUGCUUACACAUACAACACAAGUAAAAAUACAUUUCGUUUUAUGUUGAGCUAUUGCUAAUAUUCCAAUAUAAUUAUCGAAUUUAUGUGAUAAUGAUGCAGUCUUUUUGGACAUUCUUGGAUAGCUACUGACCAUAAAAUCAGGGUGUCCUUUUUACCAUUGCUUCAUUUGGCUAGACCUGACUGAAGAUAUUUAGUCAAGCUGAAACCUGUUUUUUAUUUUGCCGUGUUUUUGUGGUAUGUGGAGCAAUUUAUGAUUUGGCUCAAUCGAGCUGCCUGCAGCUCAUUUGCAAAGGAACCCUUUCACUGUUUUAAGUUCACUAAUGGUGCGUAAAUCAUUCUCACAAAGGAAUUUAGUGUUGACUUGUACAUCUUUCUUAUACUUGUGCAAUUAUGGGAUCAUUAACAUCAGAUACCUCUUUUUUUCUCACUGUACAACUGAGCUGCGCCAGGGCUGUGCCAAGCCAGCCCGGCACGACUUGGGGGAGAGGCCAGAAUUUUCCACUGUGGAACAGAGGUCGCAACCGGGUACCCGAUACCCGUACCCUACCCGAUACCCGGCUACCCGUACCCAGCCGGGUACGGGUACCCGUUUGCGACCCUGGUGCGGCCGGGUACGGGUAGACCGUGAGUCACUGGUGAGUAACUGUCACUCAUUUCCCAACGUCUUGUCUCUUCUCGCAAUCAGGUACCCGAUACCCGUACCCUACCCGUACCCGGCUGGGUACGGGUAGGUUACGGGUACGGCCGGGUACGGGUACCCGUUUGCGACCCUGGUGCGGCCGGGUACGGGUAAGGAAUCAAAACCCGUUUGCGACCUCUGCUGUGGAAGCAGAGCCGUGAUGCCGAUGAUGUGUACACAAUGAAAAAGUCGAGACGUGAAGGUGACGCGGCGACACGGUGUUGUUUAUCUUUCUUGCAAUGCACCGCCGUCACAAUAAGCCACGAGCCCCAAACUCUGGCCCUCCUUGGCCUCCGAGCCCAGAUUCAGAUAUGCGAGUGCAGCGCAUCACGUUUUUGGUUCCAGCUCGUCACAGCAAAUAGCCUGUGGAAAAACACCACCCAUUUUUUGAAGGCCCAGCUCAGAUGUUCCACUGGGAAAGGGGGGGGGGGGCUGGCUUAACCUCCCCACUGUACGACAACGCACUUUUUUCUCGAUGUGCCCCGUAACAUGAAUGCUACUUGGGGGCAGCAACCAAGUCCACUGUAAGGAACUAGAGAUAUAAUGUGUACUGUGGGAAUUAAAAUGUUGAUGCUUAAUGUAAUGAUCCUGAAACCGAUUAACUGUAAUUGUCACAGUGGUUGUGUGGUGUCAAUAUUUGUGUUUGUGCCACGUUUUGAUGUUUAGAAAGUUUCUUCUCGGAUGUGAGCCGAUGCUAAAAAACACUCUAACCACAUCAGUGAAAACUAAUUGGGUUAAUGAAAAUAAAUGUACAACUGUG
Lethenteron reissneri (Far Eastern brook lamprey) is the source of this 3445-nucleotide messenger RNA. It is a transcript of the gene ATP6V1H, whose product is annotated as ATPase H+ transporting V1 subunit H. NCBI's taxonomy places the organism in Eukaryota, Metazoa, Chordata, Hyperoartia, Petromyzontiformes, Petromyzontidae. Gene Ontology annotation, molecular function: proton-transporting ATPase activity, rotational mechanism. The record is from RefSeq and is a predicted model, not a curated record. Gene Ontology annotation, biological process: proton transmembrane transport. Gene Ontology annotation, cellular component: lysosomal membrane; vacuolar proton-transporting V-type ATPase, V1 domain.